Messenger RNA from Oppia nitens, 1860 nucleotides. RefSeq names its product probable basic-leucine zipper transcription factor K. Gene Ontology annotation, molecular function: guanyl-nucleotide exchange factor activity; small GTPase binding. The transcript has a single exon. The coding region runs from base 136 to 1860 and encodes 574 amino acids. The record is from RefSeq and is a predicted model, not a curated record. NCBI's taxonomy places the organism in Eukaryota, Metazoa, Arthropoda, Arachnida, Sarcoptiformes, Oppiidae. Gene Ontology annotation, biological process: vesicle-mediated transport. Gene Ontology annotation, cellular component: endocytic vesicle; cytosol.
AAUGUAUUUGAUUUUACAGUUAUUUUAUGCGUAUUGUUGUUAUUGUUGACAAACUAUUGGUAAACAAAUAACAAGUUUGUGUCAAAUUGUCAUCACUUGAAAAGUGAGACUAAUGUCAAAUUGAAAGCACAUGUUAUGACUUCAUUGAUGUCAACAAAGCGUGACUUUUAUUCAUUGAUAGUAAGCGCACAACAAUUGGAUUGUGACUCAAACUAUGGACACGCGUUUAUCACGUACUUGGAUGGCAUACACGCGCUGACACUGUAUCUCAAGACUGAAGCCGACAACCAUUUGGACACUAUUGGCACUAAAGACAUAAAUUAUAAACUGGUUAGUGGUGUCAAUACACUGAAGAAUUGUAUUGAAAGACUUGAAACGAUUGCCAAUUAUUGCAAUAAUAAUAAUAAUAACAACACUAUCACUGCCAACAAUAACAACGAUGUAUUUGAUUUAAAUAAAUCAAGUGAUGAUUUGGUCAAACAAUUAAGUGAUUAUUCAAUCGAUGAACAAUUAUCUCCCAAUAAGAGGCUAUCAAAAGAUGAUAAUAAUUAUUUGGAUUCAUUUGAUUUGAAUACAUCACCAAAUGUUCAAAAGGCAUACAAAGAUAAUGCAGUUAUAAGUAAGAUAUGUGAAAGUCGUUUGCGGACAACAAUAGAUCCCUACAAAAGAGCUUCACUUAAGUUAGAACUUCAGAGAAGAAUCAUUGAGAACAUAGAGUUGGCUAAGAAUAAGGACAAAGAGUUGUAUCAUUCAAUGCAUUUGAAUCAACGAAAAUCUCUGGAAUUGGCCGCAAAAAAACUACUUCAACAACAAAAUGUUCUCAACAUUGACAACGAAUCGAUGAUUGUGGACAAUCAAAGUCAACAACAACUUUAUGCUCAGAUACUUGACUUUGAGGCUAAACAUAUAGAUCUAAGCAAACAAUUUCGGUGUCAAAGUCUCGACAUCGAUAAAAAUACUAUCACUGAAAUCAUCGCAAAAGUUGUUAACUGUAAAGAACAUCCAUUAACUCAAUGGAUUCAUAAAUUUCAGGUACAAAUUGUUCACAUAAUAAAUCCAUUACUUCGACAAUAUCUAAAGUAUCGAUCCAAUGAUGUAAAUGAUGACCAAAUAUCGCAGCAAUCAUUAUCUUUGAUAAGUAAUGGCGACAACUUGGAGAACAUGGAUAUUGAAAUAAGUGAUGUCGAGUCUGAAGCACUGAUUCGACACUUCAAUAACAUCACAAGCGAUAUCUCAUUAUCACACGAAACCAUUACAUUGAUGUUAACUUUAGUUUUAUUUGACAAUCAGUUAUAUUACAAACCAUGUAAUUAUGAUGUCUUCCGCGAACAGCAUUCUUGUGUUCACUCAAUUGUCUCUCAAUAUAUUUAUCCUUCCAUUUGGUCGGCAUUUAAAUAUUUAUUUCGGAUUGUGUUUCACAAACAAGAGGUUGAAUUCAAUGAAGGAAUUCAUCGGUUGGAGUCAUGUAAUGAAUUAAAUGCUGAUCUCACCACUGAAUAUGACAGUGAAUUGUUUGAGGAGUCGGCUCAGGCAUUAACACAAGUCCUUCAAUUGAAGUCUCCCUUCGAGAAACUCAAGUCAUUGGUUAUAUUGACUCAAAAUUUGUGUUCAAAAUUGAAAUCUACUUCAAACGUAUCAACAGAAGUGUCUGCCGAUGAUUUGAUCCCUGCUUUGUGUAUAGUUGUCAUGAGAUGUUGUUUACCGCAACUUAUUUCCGAAUUUUUUGCUAUCGAAGAGAUGAUUCAACAGAAAUAUCUUUUAGGUGAAGAAGGAUAUUGUCUUUCAUCGAUAUUAACAGCUCUCAGAUAUAUUCAAAUGCAUUCUUUGCCAAAUAAUUGUAUUAAACAUAAUAGGGAUUAA